AGCCCUACCGCUUUCAAGGUCUGGUGGAGACGGGGACAGGACAAAGGCACAGACGCCCAUCAUGCACUCUUCCCAGCGGCGGGCAGCCAGUCCAGCACAGCAAGUCGAACAUCCGUCUACCUCUCCAGGGGUUGAGGCUCGCGGCCUCGCAAGCCCAGUAGGCUUGGGUCUGACUACUACUCAGGUCGACGGAGACGACGACGAUGACGAAGCUGCUCGUGCUCUGGAGUUGGAGUUCGAAGCGGCCAUGGACACCGAUGACUUCAAGGCAUCAGCGGCCACAACCACAGUCAAGUCGCACUCUCCCUCUUCUCCUCCUCAAGCACACUCUCCUACCAAGCUGGACCUGCAACAAUCCCUGGUAACGCCCCUGACGCCCACGCUCACAAAGGCCAGCAGCACUGGCGGGGCUGCCUCUGCCCCUGCCGGUGCUGGUGCUCCCACUACUGCCGCCGGCGCCGUCACUUCUCCCCCUCCUCUCUCCUCCUCUUCGGCCAGCCUAGCCGGUGCUACACAGGGUUCAAGCACAACGGCCAAUAGAUGGAAGGCCUCUUGGCAACCUAUGGCCUAUAGUGGGAGUAAUGCUGGGAAUGGUCAGCCUUCCCAGUAUGAUGAUGACGACGAUGAUGAUGAGGAAGAGGAUGAUGAGGACGAUGAAGAAGAGGAUGAUGAUGAAGAGGAAGAGGAAGCUGAAGGGGGCAGUGAGGAUCUUGAUGAGUUUGCUCGAUUGCUCGAGGAGGAACUUGCUGGUGCUGGGGACUGAGGAAGAGGAGGCGGGGGUGGGCGAGCC
This is a messenger RNA of Microstroma glucosiphilum, 790 nucleotides long. RefSeq lists its product as hypothetical. NCBI's taxonomy places the organism in Eukaryota, Fungi, Basidiomycota, Exobasidiomycetes, Microstromatales, Microstromataceae. Bases 62 to 763 code for a protein of 233 amino acids. The record is from RefSeq and is a predicted model, not a curated record. The transcript has a single exon.